AUGGCUACGGGCAGGUGAGCGGCGAAGGCGCCGCGCGUGGUCCCUUCCCCACCCGCGCGAAAGGGAGGAGGAGGCGGUUGCCAAGACGACGCCAGUAGACGGAGGAGAGGGGGAAGGUGGAAGGAGGAGGAUGGGCGGCCCUCGGCUAGCUGCAGGGAGGUGACUGAGGCGAGCCCAACCCCUUGCAUCCUCCCCGCUCGUGCCUCCCUCCCCGUUCUGCUUCCUUCUGCCGGCAGAAGUGGUGGCAGCGGCAGCAGCACCUGAGGCUGCUCUCUCUCCUGGCUGCGCUAUGGCUAGAGCUGGAGCUGGGAGCAGCCUCCAUCCUUCUGCCAGAGACUGGGAGAGAAAUGAGAGGCCUCCUUCUGUAUUCCUACUGCUGCUGCUGCUCUGGGCUGGGGCUGCUUUCCAGGUGUCUCAGGGAACCGACCUUCACGCCUGCAAAGAGUCUGAGUAUCACUACGAGUACACUGCCUGUGACAGCCUGGGCUCCAGAUGGAGGGUCGCUGUGCCCCACACACCCGGACUGUGCACCAGCCUCCCUGAUCCAAUCAAAGGCACUGAAUGCUCCUUUUCCUGUAAGGCCGGGGAAUUCCUGAACAUGAAGGACCAGUCGUGUAAGCCGUGUGCCAAAGGCCGCUAUUCUCUAGGUACGGGCAUUCGAUUCGAUGAGUGGGAUGAGUUGCCGCAUGGAUUUGCCACCCUAGCAACCAACAUGGAGAUUGACGAAGACUUCACUGAGUCAUCUGAGAACUGUACCUCGUCAACCUGGGUUCCCUUGGGUGACUACAUCGCCUCGAACACAGAUGAAUGCACGGCCACACUGAUAUAUGCUGUCAACCUAAAACAGUCAGGCACUGUGUCAUUUGAAUAUUUAUACCCGGACACCGGCAUCAUCUUUGAGUUUUUUGUUCAGAAUGAUCAGUGCCAACCUAACAUAGAAGACUCUAGGUGGAUGAAAACUACAGAAAAGGGGUGGGAAUACCACAGCGUGGAGUUAAAUCGUGGCAACAACGUUCUGUAUUGGAGAACCACAGCCUUCUCUGUCUGGUCCAAAGUCCGUAAGCCCGUGCUGGUGAGGAAUAUAGCCAUCACAGGGGUGGCCUACACUUCAGAAUGCUUCCCCUGCAAACCCGGUACCUAUGCUGCCAAGGAGGGCUCCUCUACCUGCAAGCUUUGCCCAGCAAACUCUUACUCCAAUAAGGAAGAAACCUCCUGCCACAAGUGUGACCCCGACAAAUACUCAGAACAAGGAUCCUCUUCUUGCAAGCUGCGUCCAGCUUGCACCGACAAAGAUUAUUUCUACACACACACAGCCUGUGAUGCCAAUGAGAGGUAAACGCAGCUCAUGUAUAAAUGGGCAGAGCCAAAAACUUGUAGUGAGGAUCUUGAGGGAGCAGUGAAACUUCCAGCCUCUGGAAUGAAGACCCGUUGCCCACCCUGUAACCCAGGAUUCUUCAAAACCAACACCAGCACCUGUGAGCCCUGCCCCUAUGGCACUUUCUCCAAUGGUUCAGGUUGUGUUAGCUGCCCAGCUGGGACUGAACCAGCCCUGGGUUUUGAAUACAAAUGGUGGAAUACACUGCCCACAAAUAUGGAAACUACUGUUCUUAGUGGAAUCAAUUUUGAGUACAAGGGCAUGGCAGGCUGGGAGGUUGCUGGUGACCACAUUUAUACAGCUGCUGGAGCCUCAGAUAAUGACUUCAUGAUCCUCACGCUGAUUGUACCAGGAUUCAGCCCUCCACAUUCAGUGAUGGCAGACACAGAGAAUAAAGAGGUGGCCAGAAUCACUUUUGUCUUUGAGACGGUGUGUUCCGUGAACUGCGAACUUUAUUUCAUGGUGGGAAUGAAUUCCAGGACCAACACCCCAGUGGAAACAUGGAAGGGAGCCAAGGGCAAACAGUCCUACACUUAUAUCAUUGAGAAGAACUCCAGUAUGAGCUUCACCUGGGCCUUCCAAAGGACUACCUCCCAUGAGACAGGUCGGAAGUACACCAAUGAUGUCGCCAAGCUCUACUCCAUCAAUGUCACCAAUGUCAUGGAUGGGGUGGCCUCCUACUGCCGCCUCUGCGCCCUGGAGGCCUCUGACUCUGGCUCAUCCUGUACUUCCUGUCCCGCCGGCUACUACAUCAACCGAGAAUCUGGGGCCUGCCACUCGUGUCCUGCUAACACGUUCCUGAGAGCACAUCAGCCCUAUGGCAUCCAGGCCUGUGUGCCCUGUGGCCCGGGGACCCAGAGUAACAAGAUCCACUCGCUCUGUUUCAACAACUGCACCUUCUCUGUCACCAACGAAGCCAGAACCUUCAACUAUGACUUCUCGGCCUUGGCAAAUCCUGUCUCCCUGUCUGGGGGACCGAGCUUUACUUCCAAAGGCCUCAAGUAUUUCCAUCACUUUACCCUCAGCCUCUGUGGAAACCAGGGUAAGAAAAUGGCUUCAUGCACAGAUAAUGUCACUGACAUCCGGAUCCCAGAGGGGGAGUCAGGAUUCUCUAAAUCCGUCACAUCUUAUGCCUGUCAGUCAGUCAUCAUCCCCUCAGAGGUGACAGGCUAUAAAGCUGGAGUCUCCUCACAGCCUGUCAGCCUUGCCGAUCGACUUGUAGGGGUAACAACAGAUAUGAAUCUUGAUGGAAUCACUGCCCCAGCUGAACUUUUUCCCUCUGAAACUCUGAGGAUACCAGAUGUGAUCUUCUUUUACAGGUCGAAUGAGUUGACACAAUCGUGCACUUCUGGGAGGUCAACCACUGUCCGAGUCAGAUGCAAUCCGCUGAAACCUGACCCUGGAAGCCUCUCUCUGCCCGUGAAAUGCUCUGAUGGGACUUGUGAUGGCUGUAACUUCCACUUUUUGUGGGAGAGUGUGACGGCAUGCCCCCUCUGCUCCAGCUCUGACUACCAUGCUAUCAUCAGUAGCUGUGUGGCCGAAUCCAGAACCACUUAUGUGUGGCGAGAUCCGAAGCUGUGUACAGGAGGCAUCUCCCUGCCUGACCAGAGCGUUACCAUCUGCAAGACGAUGGAUUUUUGGCUCAAAGUGGGCAUCUCUGCAGGCACCUGUGCUGCUGUUCUUCUCACUGUCAUGACCUGUUACUUCUGGAAAAAGAACCAAAAACUGGAGUACAAAUAUUCCAAGCUGGUAAUGAAUGCCACCCUGAAGGACUGUGACCUGCCUGCCGCUGACAGCUGUGCUAUCAUGGAGGGCGAGGAUGUAGAGGAUGAUCUCUAUAUCACCAGCAAAAAGUCGCUCUUUGGGAAGAUCAAGUCGUUCACUUCUAAGAGGACACCAGAUGGAUUUGACUCAGUGCCGCUGAAGACAUCCUCAGGAGAUAUGGACAUGUGAGGGGCCCAGACCUGCCUCCUCCUGCUUCCUCACCUAGGCAGAUUGUUUUUGUGAGCCCAUGGUGACUGUGUCAACCCAGCUCUCUCCCACACCUACAGCUGGAAGGUUCUUUAUGUGGCCUUAUCAUAAAUAUGUUUAAAUUUCAGAAUUUUUUUAUAUACAACACCCAAACCUCCCACCCUUUUUACCCCAAACCUGCCAAACACACCCCUGUCUGUACAAGGGCUUCCUUUGGCUUGCAUUGUUUGUCCAAACGAUCCAGCCUCCCAAACUGUAUCUGUAUCCACCAAUGAUUCAAUUGUUCCAAAAUGGAAAAAAAAUAUGUUCUCUUAUGGAGCAAACUUCUGGUUCUUUAUCAAAAGGCACAAACACUCCUUGUAUUUCGUCAGUUUCCCCUUGGGGAACUAGGUGGCCAAGUCAGAUUGUUUUCUUAAGCUCCUUUCCUACUAAUUGAUGUUUGAAUAGAAAAUGCCUCCUUUCCUCUGAACACCCAGUUGAACCGGAGUGGAGAGGACAGGGCAUGGCAAGUAUAAUUGGGAGCAACAUUCGUGUGUAAAACACAAAAGGAGCUGGGGGGGAUUGUUUUAAGGAUUUUCUUCCCCUUUACUUAGGUGGUACUUUUCCCUUUCUUAUCACAGAGAUGUUCUCACUGGAGCCUAAUAAGAAAGUUAAUAAAGAAAUUUACUAAAGAAUCUGGUCAGAUAUUUUCCCUACCCUGAUGUUAUACUGAAGGAUUUCCAUUUCCAUUGUCCCCUGUCUCCCUGCCAUCUCCCUCUGGCCCCCAAGGGGACACGGACCAGCCCAAACCCAGUUCUUCUAGCUGUGUCCCUUUGUUUUAAUUCUAUCAUUCACCAAAUCUGUAAGAAGAGAGGCUGGAGAAACCAGAGCAAGAGUUCAAAAUUUUAUUAUCCCUCCCACUUCUGAUGGCCAUUCUCCUUCAAUCUCCUGUUUUGAGAUGACAAUGAUGGUCCCUUGGCCAGUGGCAUUUGUCUACGUUUUUCCAUCUGUACUACUUAAUGGUCAGUUGAUAUCCAAUUUGUAAAAAAAGAGUUAUCAUUGAAAAGUUCUGUCUCUGUCCUCCACAAUAGCUGGGUUAGCUACAGCUGACAUAGAAAUUCUUUCAAUAUAGCCCCUGUGCCACUCUAGACUACCCUCAGUGGCUCUGAUGGGAGGGUAGAGUUUAUCACUAGAUUAUACAAGUUCUCUGUUUGUGGUGGUCAUUUCCACCUUUGGUAUCUAUGACUGCUGGGAAAUUCUCCCAGGAAUGAACACACUUUACUCUGUAGUUCUAUCCUUACAAUUGUUUCUAGCCCUAGCCCAGCCCUCUCCGUUUGACAGGGAACGUGGCCACUCUCUUUCCUCUUGUGGUGUUUUCUCCCUUCUGCUUCAAAGGACAGUGAGAAGAGCUCCCAGACCACUCUCAAAAACAGCCCCAGUGGGAACAAUCAUACCCCCUUCACCCUCCUAAUGUCGCAUUAUAUAGCCAAAGUCUGGCCCCCUCAGAACAACCUUGAAUUCUAGUGAUUUGGUUGAAACAUUUCAAAGGUCCUCUUUUCCAUUCCUCAGGGUACAGGCAGGGGUCUACCUGGGACCCCAGAGCACCAUCAGGAUCACUAGUAGUCAUCUCCCCACAUCACUCCUUGAACUCUUUGGAGAUCUUGGACAGAUGCAUUUAUGUUUUAGAAAUAUUUUAGAUUUGAUUUCUGAGAAAGCCUUUUUUUUUUUGCCAAGGAAUAUAAUAUAUUACACAACUCUCUGAGAGGAAUUGACUUAAAAAUCUCUUUGGGAUGGCCAAAGUCCUGGGACAUAGUAUUAGUCAUCUUGUAAGUAAUUCCUAUGUUUGGCUGGGGGCACAAAUGAAAAAUUAUGAUGUAUUCAAGGACCAGGGAUUUCCUAUGCCAACCAACAAAGAUUUUUUGUUGACUUUUUUUUUGGUAUGACUGUACAUUAAAGAUAAGACUGACUAUAUUUAUACAA
Molecule: messenger RNA, 5305 nt
Organism: Dromiciops gliroides (monito del monte)
Lineage: Eukaryota; Metazoa; Chordata; Mammalia; Microbiotheria; Microbiotheriidae
Gene: ELAPOR1
Product: endosome-lysosome associated apoptosis and autophagy regulator 1
Biological process (GO): autophagosome assembly; positive regulation of vacuole organization
Cellular component (GO): lysosome; late endosome; trans-Golgi network
Source: RefSeq, a predicted model, not a curated record